AUGUCGACUUUAUCAGAUGAAGGAUCGCUUUCGCAAGAGCGACAGCAUGUACAAGAUGAGAGCGAUGUGGCAGUACCUUCGAGCCCGCUACUAGAGCCGAGAGCAAAAUCACCAGCUGGGUUGAGGGCGAAACUGGGCUUGGGCGGUGUUGCGAGAAGAACCCUUGGCUUUGCGCUGUUAUUGCUGACGGUGUUCCUAUGGACAUUAUACAACUUCAUCGCCAGUUACAUGUUCUCUGAUCAAACCUACAACAAGCCUUUCUUCAUCGUUUACCUCAACACCUCGAUAUUCGCCAUCUCCUUAAUACCCAAGUUCUUCAAAUACCUACGGAAGCAUGGAAUCGGUGGAAUGACACAUGACGCGACGCAGUUAUGGUCUGAUUACAAGCAUGGCAAAAUAAAUACGAAGUCACUCUAUCAAUCCGAGGACGAACAGGCAACCGAGCGCUUGAUAUCGCAAGGAUACGGAAGCACCGAAACCGCAACCUCCGAAGAGAAGCUGACAUUCAAAGAGACUGCCGUUUUGAGCUUCGAGUUCUGCAUGCUAUGGUUCUCAGCGAACUACUUUGCGUCAGCUUGUCUCGAAUACACAAGCGUCGCGAGCGUUACGAUCCUGACAUCCACGAGUAGUGUCUGGACUCUUAUCUUCUGUUCCCUAUUCGGAAUCGAGCGGUUCUCAACGGCCAAGAUCUUGGGUGUAGGAGCUUCCCUAGCAGGAGUGAUUCUUAUCUCCACUGUGGAUUUGUCCGGCAAAAGCGAUGAGGAUAGAGGGUCGUUCCCGCACAAGUCACCUACGCAAAUCGCGGUUGGAGAUUCGAUGGCGCUUCUGAGUGCCGUGAUUUAUGGUCUUUAUGUGACUGUGAUGAAGCGCAAGGUCCCGAACGAGGACAAGGUCGAUAUGCAGCUUUUCUUCGGACUUGUUGGUGUCUUCAACGUGGUUCUCCUUUGGCCCAUCUUCUUCAUCUUGCAUUGGACAGGCUUGGAGCCGUUUGAACUCCCACCUAGUAGCACACUUUGGGGCAUCAUUAUUUUCAAUGCGGUGUCUUCCUUCAUCAGCGAUAUUUCGUGGGCUCUCGCUCUGCUCAUGACGACACCCCUUGUGGUGACAGUUGGCCUAUCUCUCACAAUACCCUUGUCUUUGAUUGGCGAGAUCUUGCAGUAUCAGCAAUAUUCGAGUUUUACCUAUUGGGUUGGUGCUGCAGUUGUUUUUGUUUCAUUUAUUGUGGUCAGCCGAGAGAGCAACGAUGGGGAGGAACCCAAAAGGGACGACGACUUGGAGAGAUCGGUGGGAGUUUAA
This is a messenger RNA of Fusarium fujikuroi IMI 58289, 1296 nucleotides long. RefSeq names its product related to integral membrane protein. The transcript has 4 exons. Lineage: Eukaryota; Fungi; Ascomycota; Sordariomycetes; Hypocreales; Nectriaceae. Gene Ontology annotation, cellular component: membrane. Gene Ontology annotation, biological process: regulation of peptide transport. The record is from RefSeq and is a predicted model, not a curated record. Bases 1 to 1296 code for a protein of 431 amino acids.